Molecule: messenger RNA, 3030 nt
Organism: Daldinia decipiens
Lineage: Eukaryota; Fungi; Ascomycota; Sordariomycetes; Xylariales; Hypoxylaceae
Product: SNF2 family N-terminal domain-containing protein
Exons: 12
Coding region: 127-2511 (794 amino acids)
Molecular function (GO): ATP-dependent chromatin remodeler activity; ATP binding
Source: RefSeq, a predicted model, not a curated record
GUGAUAGAUAGGCAGUGUUUCUAGGCAGAACGUACCAUCUUGCUGUGCGCUGCUCGCGGGGAAAAAGACACGCAUAACUUAAGGCAAAAUGAUCACGAAAUUCUUCGGCUAUAUUAUGAUAUAAAUAUGAAUAGUUACAUUUGUUAUGGCGCAUUGCAUGAUGCGGUUGCAAAGGUGCUAAUCAGUACCGCGAUACCCAAGGAGGUCGCCGGAGAUUUCAAAAUACUUCCCGUACAGCGAAAGGAUCAUUACUAUGUUCUCUGCUCCGAAGCUGGUGCCGAGUUUGGUAUCUUGGAUACUCGAACCAGUUCCAGCUUAGACUCUCUGAAAGACUAUCCAACAGUGCAGUUUGAAGCCGUAGUUCCAACUCAAGUCUUCACCAAGCGUCAACAUAAAAGAAGACCAGGUUUGCGGACAUUUCCGGUGUCAAUAAAUAUUUUUGGAUUGAAAUUAAACGCAAGUGAUGCAGCAUCUCGGCUGUCGAAUCUCUCCGCGUUUCUCCAGCACCCUCACUCAUUGAGUGAAGAAGCGGUAUACGACAACCCACAGUUUCUAACUUUUCGUAAUGAAAAUUUGAACAUGAGUACCUUCAUUGGCGCAAGCAAUGGCAAUGGGCCAAAUUCAAAAACUAAGAUUUCAGAAGAGAUAAAUGACAUACUGGAGUCAUUGACACAUGUAACCGCAGACGAGGACUUAGAGCCGCCUGUCGGAUUAUCCUCAAAGCUGAAAAGGCAUCAAGAGGAUAGCUUACGUUUUAUAUAUCAACGGGAAAACGAGACAUUUACCCAGGGACUCUCGGAACGACUAUGCCACGAGGCUUCAAUUGAGAUGAAGGCGUUAUCAUUUACAUCUUUCGGGGGGCUGAUCGCGGAUACGAUGGGACUCGGGAAGACCCUUACCAUGCUUGCGGCUAUCUUGCGUUCUGUCCCAGCCGCAGAGCUUUUCAGCAGUUUCUACGAUAAACCUGAACAAGAACGUCCACAAAAGCUUCGUAUAAAGGCGACUUUAAUAAUUGUACCAUCUUCUCAACUUCUUGAGAGCUGGCAAUCUGAGAUACAGACUCACAUUUUACCAGGAGCUCUCAGCUUCAUUUGUUUCCAUGGGAAAAAACGGCCUCGGAAUAAUGAGCUUUUGAGUUCAUUUGAUGUGGUAUUGACUACAUAUGCAACGCUCGUCGCUGACUACGCCGAUCAAUCCAUCCUCCACCAAGUGGAGUGGUAUCGUGUGGUACUAGAUGAAGCCCACUGGAUAAAGAACUCUAGUACUCGACAAUUCCAAGCAUCGGCAGCACUAUGCGCUAAGAGGAGAUGGUGCCUUACAGGCACUCCUAUUCAAAACAAGCUAGAAGAUCUGGCCUCUUUGGCCCAGUUUCUACAAUUUCCAAACAUAGCCACCAAAGUAGUUUUCAAAAGAUAUAUUCUAAGUCCGCUCUCUGAAGGCGGUGCAGAUUUCGCAAAGCCCCUUCGAGCAUAUCUUAAGGCCUACUGUCUUCGCAGAAGUGAAAAGUGUCUAAACUUACCUGCCUCUUCCGAGGUUAUCGUAACGCUUAGCCUUUCACUAGGAGAGCAGUGUCUCUACAAGUGCCUACUAGACGAGACGAGACGAGAAAUUGACUCUCUAGUUAGCAAGGGAGUUGAAACUCGAUCCAACAAGUUAUUCACAGCUAUGCUAAAACUACGCAUGCUUUGCAACUCAGGAACAUUCUUUUCGGCCCGUAGUAACACCUCUUCCCUUGAACCGAAACAAUCCUAUCUUGAAACCGAGUGCGAGCAAUGCCAACCUUCUAGCGAGGAGGCACGUUUACUUGAAAAUGGCGAUUCGGUAUGCUCAUACUGUGGAAAACCGUUAUACCGUCCAAGUCCUAGUCCUCUGCAAGACUCAGGACAGAGAAGCAAUACGCGAAAUAUCAGCGAUGGAGCGAACACACCCUCUAACGAGGGAAUUCAAGUCAUAGUAGAGCAAAAGAGCCCCUUCCUAUCAGCAGGUUGCUCAACGAAACUUUCUGCCGUGGUUCGAAAAGUAACAGAAGGUGGUACGGAUAGCAAGAGCAUUGUAUUUUCCUACUGGACGUCGACUUUAGAUAUCCUACGCUGGUUAUUCGAGCAGGCCGGGAUUUCGUGUCGGCAAGUAGACGGCAAAGUAGGCCAGGUAGAAAGAUCUGCACGUCUGAGAGCAUUCAAAGAAGACCCUCAAGUCCACGUCCUCCUCAUGUCCAUUGGUACUGGUGCAGUCGGGCUGAACCUCGCCGUUGCCAACCAAGUGCACAUAGUCGAACCUCAAUGGAACCCUUCGGUAGAAGAACAGGCGAUCGCACGAGCGUUACGUAUGGGCCAGACUCGAGAAGUCACGAUUUUUCGAUAUAUCAUGGAGAAAACCGUAGAGCAGAAUAUAGUCAGUCUUCAAAGGAAGAAGAGACAUAUUGCAAAGUUUACUUUCGAUUCGGAGACGCAAGAGACUCAAUCCGGGGCACUUGAAGAUCUCAAGUUUGUGCUAGACAUGGGCUCCGUCUAAACAAGGGGCUGGGGGAUGAUAGUCGGUAUGUAGUAGGUAUUCGCUGGGGCUGUUGACCGCUCAAUCUCGUCACAAGACUUAUUGGCCAUGUUGUGUUACUUGGGCCUCGUAAAGAUACAUCUUAUUCUUUGCAUGUUCCCGCAUUCUGAGUUUUCUCCAUACUAUCCCUUAAUUUUUCAGUGGAAUUUCGGGGUACUGAAUUAGGAUGACGAAAGAUACUGAGGGCCCCCUUUUCCCCAAUGAUGUAUGGUCACGAAAUACAUUAGUUCCUGCAUAUGUAGUCCUAGCCUAUCACUAAACUCUUCUCCAUUUCUUAGGAAUUUCUAGUUUGUUUGAUCUAAUCUAUAGGUCUCAUUCAGACCCAAGAAUACUCUUAGGCAUCCUUAGCGUGUAGACAAAGGUGGCUCGUGGCUUGAAAAUUUCCACCAUCCUUUUAGAGUCAUUCUGACCUACGGAUAUUCUAUCUAUUAGCUUGCAUAGACAGAUAGAUAAGCUAAUUUUGACUUCGCCUUACUUUAA